Lepidothrix coronata (blue-crowned manakin) is the source of this 1306-nucleotide messenger RNA. It is a transcript of the gene CSNK2A2, whose product is annotated as casein kinase 2 alpha 2. Gene Ontology annotation, biological process: regulation of chromosome separation; protein phosphorylation. The transcript has 10 exons. Gene Ontology annotation, cellular component: nucleus; cytosol; protein kinase CK2 complex. Gene Ontology annotation, molecular function: protein serine/threonine kinase activity; ATP binding. The coding region runs from base 195 to 836 and encodes 213 amino acids. NCBI's taxonomy places the organism in Eukaryota, Metazoa, Chordata, Aves, Passeriformes, Pipridae. The record is from RefSeq and is a predicted model, not a curated record.
CAGUGAAGAAAAAGAAGAUAAAACGCGAGGUUAAGAUUCUGGAGAAUCUACGUGGUGGCACCAACAUCAUUAAUCUGAUUGACACUGUCAAGGAUCCAGUGUCAAAGACCCCUGCUCUGGUGUUUGAGUACAUCAAUAACACAGAUUUUAAGCAACUGUACCAGAUCCUGACAGACUUUGAUAUUCGGUUUUAUAUGUAUGAGCUGCUGAAGGCCCUGGAUUACUGUCACAGCAUGGGAAUCAUGCACAGGGAUGUCAAACCCCACAACGUCAUGAUAGACCACCAACAGAAAAAGCUGCGGCUCAUAGACUGGGGUCUGGCCGAAUUCUACCAUCCAGCUCAGGAAUACAAUGUCCGUGUGGCCUCCAGGUACUUCAAAGGACCAGAGCUCCUUGUGGACUACCAAAUGUAUGACUACAGCUUAGACAUGUGGAGUUUAGGCUGUAUGCUGGCAAGCAUGAUCUUCCGAAAGGAGCCCUUCUUCCACGGCCAGGACAAUUAUGACCAACUGGUUCGCAUCGCGAAGGUCCUGGGCACAGAUGAGCUCUAUGGGUAUCUCAAGAAGUACCACAUAGAACUGGACCCACACUUCAAUGACAUCCUGGGCCAGCAUUCCCGGAAGCGCUGGGAGAACUUCAUCCACAGUGAGAACAGACACCUGGUCAGUCCUGAAGUCCUCGACCUCCUGGACAAGCUCCUGCGAUAUGACCAUCAACAGAGGCUGACUGCCAAGGAGGCCAUGGAGCACCCCUAUUUCUAUCCAGUGGUGAAGGAGCAGUCCCAGCCCAGCUCAGAAAACGCUGUGCUCUCCAGUGGCAUGACAACAGCACGAUGAGGACUGGAAAACGACGGGUCCGAUGCUGUUGCUCCCAAUUUUCCAUAAGCAGAAUGAGAACCAAAUCAAACGUCCCAUCGGCGCGUGUAGAGCGACGGCGGGCGGACUGCGCGGCGCGGGCAGGGCUCGGAGCGGGCGGCGCGCCUGGGCCGGACGGCACUCGCCCCGCGGUGACCUCAGCCCUUCCCUCCGGGCCUUAAAGGUUCUCCUGCCUCUGGUUCCUUGUUGAGCUCUUCCUGACCCAGAAAGCAUGGAAAUGUGAAGGGUGUGCAAAGCAGUUGUUGGUUAGUUGUUCCUUCCUCUGUUCUGGCUGUUGCCCCCCCCAGCCCCUGAUGGACCACGGUUAGCCAGCUUGUGCCCGUCUCUGCCAGGACACAGGGGCUGCAGGGGGUGUAGUAUCAUGAUGGACAGUUCUAUACUAUAAUUAAAAGAAUUCUAUAUUGUUGAAUAAAAGUUUUGAAAGAAGCAUG